Eptesicus fuscus (big brown bat) is the source of this 3250-nucleotide messenger RNA. RefSeq names its product retinitis pigmentosa GTPase regulator (gene RPGR). Gene Ontology annotation, biological process: protein ubiquitination; visual perception; ubiquitin-dependent protein catabolic process. The transcript has 18 exons. NCBI's taxonomy places the organism in Eukaryota, Metazoa, Chordata, Mammalia, Chiroptera, Vespertilionidae. The record is from RefSeq and is a predicted model, not a curated record. Bases 1 to 3228 code for a protein of 1075 amino acids. Gene Ontology annotation, molecular function: ubiquitin protein ligase activity. Gene Ontology annotation, cellular component: photoreceptor outer segment.
AUGCCCAGAGUGUCGCCAUGGAAGCCCGAGGGGCUUCCACGGCCCCAGUCGCGGCUGGGGUACUACCCUAGGCCCAACCGAACCGCCCCCGCCAUUUUCCCGGCCCAGACGCGGAUUCCCCGGAGCACCCUCAGCAUGGGGGAACCUGAGGAGGUAGUGCCCGAUUCAGGUGCUGUGUUUACAUUUGGAAAAACAAAAUUUGCUGAAAAUACUCCCAGCAAAUUCUGGUUCAAAAAUGAUAUACCUACAUAUCUUGCAUGUGGAGAUGAACAUACUGCUGUUAUUACCGGAAAUAAAAAACUUUACAUGUUUGGCAGUAACAACUGGGGCCAGUUAGGAUUAGGAUCAAAGUCAACGGUUUGCAAACCAACAUGUGUCAAAGCUUUAAAACCUGAAAAGGUGAAACAUGUUGCCUGUGGACGGAACCACACCCUAGUUUCAACAGAAGGAGGCAAAGUAUAUGCAGUUGGAGGAAAUAAUGAAGGCCAGCUAGGACUUGGUGACACUGAAGAUAGAAACACUUUUCAUCUAAUUGAAUUUUUUACAUCCCAGCAUCAUUUUAAGCAGUUGUCUGCUGGAUCUAACACUUCAGCUGCACUAACUGAGGAUGGAAAACUUUUUAUGUGGGGAGAAAAUUCUGAAGGGCAGAUUGGCUUAAAUAAUAUAUGUAAUGUGUAUUUUCCUCAUGAAGUGACCGUUGGGAAACCUAUUGCCUGGAUCUCUUGUGGAUAUUACCAUUCAGCUUUUGUAACAAUGGAGGGAGAACUGUAUACAUUUGGAGAACCUGAGUAUGGAAAGUUAGGUCUUCCCAAACAGCUACUGAUGAAUCACAAAGUGCCCCAGCUGGUGCCUGGAAUUCCUGAGAAGGUGAUCCAAGUAGCUUGUGGUGGAGGACAUACAGUGGUUCUCACAGAGAAAGCUGUGUACACCUUUGGUCUGGGACAAUUUGGUCAACUGGGUCUUGGCACUUUUGUCUUUGAAACUAUGGAACCCAAAAUCAUUAAAUCUGUUAAGGACCACAAAAUAACUUCUAUUGCCUGUGGAGAAAAUCACACAGCUUUGAUAACAGAUAUAGGCCGUAUGUAUACUUUUGGAGAUGGUCGAUAUGGGAAAUUAGGACUUGGAAUGGAGAAUUUUACCAAUCAGUUUGUUCCUAAUUUGUGCCCUAAUUUUUUGAGAUUUAAAGUUUAUUUGGUUGCCUGUGGUGGAUGUCACAUGGUAGUGUUUGCCACUCCACGACCUGUUAUAGAAAAAAUUGCACUUAGGGAAAUUUGUGAUUCUCGCAGACCUGCAGCAGCUUCUCGGUCCAUCAGCGACCUGACCUCAGGAAACAUACUGCAUAGAAGUUUAUCAGCACGUGUGCGUCGAAGAGAGAGGGCGAAAUCCCCAGAUUCUCUUCAAAUGACGCAAAUACUACCUCCAAUUAAAGGGACUCUUGGGUCACCUGUUUGUUUUUCCCCAAGUUUAGUUCCUUUCUGCAUAUUUACAAAUAAUCUGUCAGGGAAAAUGACUGAAAAGGAGGACUCCAUGAAGCCCAUGGAACCAGAUUAUUUUCAAGAUAAAAUGACCAAAGUGAAGGAUAUAGACAGCUCAUCAGUGGAUUCAAAAAGCCUUGGAGAAACUACUGAUGUAUUAAAUAUGACACAUAUGAUGAGCCUAAAUUCCAAUGAAAAGUCUUUAAAAUUAUCACCAAUUCAAAAACAAAAGAAACAAGAAUCAAUUGAGAAAUUGAAGCAGCAAACAGCUCAUACUGAAAAUGAUGAUAGCAAUGAAUAUGAAAGUGAAGAGAUGUCUCAAAAAAUGAAAGAAGGAAAAGCAUAUAAACAAAUUUUGGCUAAAGGAACAUUCAUGGUACCAACAACUGAGAAGCUGGAAGCAUGUUCAGAUGAGGAUGUAGGUCAUGACUCAGGACAACCUGGGCCUCAGGCUGAUACCAAUGAGAAGGGCUUGCAAAAAAAGACAUUUAGAUUUAAAAAUAAACAUAGCAUUUAUCCACUUGAUGAUAAGGAAAUAGAAAAUAAAAGUGAUGGAGAAGGCAGUCAGAAAGAUUCAGAAGAAGGAGAAAUGGUCUCUUUGAAGGAAACUAAGCUGGCAGAAAUGGCAGGUCUGAAGGAUAUAAGAAAAAGUGAAGAGAAUAUAAAAGAUAUUAACAGAUUCUUUGAUGAAUUACCAAAUAAAGUCGUGAAUAUUGAUGAGGAUAUUGAAGAAAAUUAUAUUGUUAAAGAAAGGAAAAGGAACAAGCAAGAUGCGAUCUUUGACAAUGAAAGAGAAUCUAUAGAGGAGCCAUAUAGUUACUUGGAAGGUGAAUGUGAAAGUCAGCACAGUACAACUGAUGACUUUGAGCUGCCUGAGUCAGUAGAAUGUAGUAGUGGAGAAAAAGAUGAUGAUGAAAUGGAAACUGACCAAAACUUAUGGUAUAGCAGAAAAUGUAUUGAACAAGAGGAGGAUACUGAACUCAAAAUAUCCGAAUUCAUGGCAAAAUAUGAUUUUAAGUCUGACCACUUGCCAGAAAUUCCAGAGGAAGAGGAAGGAGCAGAGGAUUUAGAAGGAAGUGGAAUAGAGGAGCAAGAGGUAGAGGAAAAUGUGGAGAUACCUGGAGGAAAGGAGGAGGAGGAAGCAGAGAUCCUAUCAGAUGACCUUACAGACAGAGCAGAGAAUCGCACACUUCCAGAAGACAAGGCAGAGGAAAUUAAUAAACAUCUGGAAGACAAGAAGAAAGCUGUGGGAGACAAUAAAAAUGUUCUUGUAGAUGACCUCAGUGAAAUCAGCGACAAUUCAAAUGUUCCUGCAGAUGACCUCAGUGACACCAGUGACAAUUCAAAUGUUCCUACAGGUUACCCAAGUGAAACCAGCGACAACUCAAUUGAAAAGGACAAAAAAAACAACCAAGAGGAACCGGCCAUUUCUGAAUACAAUGAAAAUCCAAAAGGAAACAUAUGUGAGCUUACAAAGAGCAGUUCUUCAGAAAUCCUGGAGGAUAGUAAAUCCACACCAGGUAAAGACAGGAAAGUAUCGAAGAAGACUUACCUUUUUAAAAGACUGUCAUUGAUGAGUAUGAAAAGUAUGCCGAAUAAUAAUGAGCCACUUCCAGAAAUAAAAUCACUAGGAGAUCAAAUAGCUUUUAAAAGCAAUAAGAAGGAUUUCAAACAGAACCACAUUGGGCAAAAUAAUCAGGAUACGUCACCCACAAAUACUGAGAAAACAUCAAAAUCCUGUGUAAUACUUUAAAUAUAUAUUUGUGUGGUCACCA